GGAGGCGGUGGCAGGGACCGCCUGCGAGUGCGCCCGCUGCUCUGUCCCGGCUCGCUAGUCGCCGGAGCCCCGCCGUGCUGUCGCUGGUGAAUCACUGUGUAUGGUCCUUCCUUGGCCUCUACUGGAAAGCAAUUGUCCAGCAUUUUGGUGUGUGGGACACGUGACUAUCAGUAAUCAUGAAGAACCCAUUUUCACACCUUGCUGAGCCUUUGGAUCCUGCACAACCAGGAAAGAAAUUCUUCAAUUUGAAUAAAUUGGAGGAUUCAAGAUAUGUACGCUUACCAUUUUCAAUCAGAGUUCUCCUGGAGGCAGCUGUUCGGAACUGUGAUGAGUUUUUGGUGAAGAAAAAUGACAUUGAAAAUAUUCUAAAUUGGAAUAUCAUGCAGCAUAAGAACAUAGAAGUACCAUUUAAGCCUGCUCGUGUCAUCCUACAGGACUUUACGGGUGUGCCAGCUGUGGUUGACUUUGCUGCAAUGCGUGAUGCUGUGAAAAAGUUGGGAGGAGAUCCAGAGAAAAUAAACCCUGUCUGUCCUGCUGAUCUUGUAAUUGACCAUUCUAUCCAGGUUGACUUCAACAGAAGGGCUGACAGUUUACAGAAGAAUCAGGACCUAGAAUUUGAAAGAAAUAAAGAACGAUUUGAAUUUUUAAAGUGGGGUUCUCAGGCUUUUCGCAACAUGCGGAUUAUUCCCCCUGGUUCAGGAAUCAUCCACCAGGUGAAUCUGGAGUACUUGGCAAGAGUGGUGUUUGAUCAGGAUGGAUAUUAUUACCCAGAUAGCCUCGUGGGCACAGAUUCACACACUACCAUGAUUGAUGGUUUGGGUGUUCUUGGUUGGGGUGUGGGUGGUAUCGAAGCAGAAGCUGUCAUGCUUGGUCAACCGAUCAGCAUGGUGCUUCCCCAGGUGAUUGGCUACAGGUUGAUGGGAAAGCCCCAAGCUCUGGUAACAUCCACUGACAUUGUGCUCACCAUUACCAAGCACCUCCGCCAGGUUGGGGUUGUGGGCAAAUUUGUCGAGUUCUUUGGGCCAGGAGUAGCCCAAUUGUCCAUUGCUGAUCGAGCUACAAUUGCAAACAUGUGUCCAGAAUAUGGAGCAACAGCUGCCUUUUUCCCAGUUGAUGAAAUUAGUAUCAAGUACCUGGUGCAGACAGGUCGGGAUGAAAACAAAGUCAAGCACAUUAAAAAGUAUCUUCAGGCUGUAGGAAUGUUUCGAGAUUUUAGUGACUGCUCUCAAGACCCAGACUUCACCCAGGUUGUGGAAUUAGAUUUGAAAACAGUUGUACCUUGCUGUAGUGGACCCAAGAGGCCUCAGGACAAAGUCGCUGUGUCUGACAUGAAAAAUGACUUUGAGACCUGCCUUGGAGCAAAGCAAGGAUUUAAAGGAUUCCAAGUUGCUGCAGACCAUCACAAUGCCCAGAAGACAUUUAUCUACAAUAAUAGUGAAUUCACCCUUGCUCAUGGUUCUGUGGUAAUUGCUGCCAUUACUAGCUGCACAAAUACCAGUAAUCCAUCUGUGAUGUUAGGAGCAGGAUUAUUAGCAAAGAAGGCUGUGGAUGCUGGCCUGAAUGUGAAGCCAUAUAUCAAAACCAGCUUGUCUCCUGGCAGUGGAGUGGUCACUUACUAUCUGCGAGAAAGUGGAGUCAUGCCUUACCUGUCUCAGCUUGGGUUUGAUGUGGUGGGCUAUGGCUGCAUGACCUGCAUUGGCAACAGUGGACCCUUACCUGAACCUGUGGUAGAAGCCAUCACUCAGGGAGACCUAGUAGCUGUUGGAGUACUAUCUGGGAACAGGAACUUUGAGGGUCGAGUCCACCCUAACACUCGGGCCAACUAUUUAGCGUCUCCUCCCUUAGUAAUAGCAUACGCAAUCGCUGGGACCAUCAGGAUUGACUUUGAGAAAGAACCACUGGGGACAAAUGCAAAGGGACAACGAGUAUUUCUGAAAGAUAUCUGGCCCACUCGAGAUGAGAUCCAGGCGGUGGAGCGACAGUAUGUCAUCCCUGGGAUGUUUAAGGAGGUCUAUCAGAAAAUAGAGACUGUGAAUGAAAGCUGGAAUGCUUUAGGAGCUCCAUCAGAUAAGCUGUACUUCUGGAAUCCCAAAUCUACAUAUAUUAAAUCACCACCAUUCUUUGAAAAUCUGACUUUGGAUCUUCAGCCCCCUAAAUCUAUAGUGGAUGCCUACGUUCUAUUAAAUUUGGGAGAUUCGAUAACAACUGACCACAUCUCUCCAGCUGGAAAUAUUGCAAGAAAUAGCCCUGCUGCUCGUUACUUAACUAAUAGAGGCCUAACUCCUCGAGACUUUAAUUCCUAUGGCUCCCGCCGAGGGAAUGAUGCCAUCAUGGCACGGGGAACCUUUGCCAACAUUCGCUUGUUAAACAAAUUUUUGAACAAGCAGGCACCACAGACUAUACAUCUUCCUUCUGGAGAAACUCUUGAUGUAUUUGAUGCUGCUGAGCGUUAUCAACAAGCAGGCCUUCCCCUAAUUGUUCUGGCUGGCAAAGAGUAUGGCUCAGGUAGCUCCCGAGACUGGGCUGCCAAGGGCCCUUUCCUGCUGGGAAUCAAAGCUGUUUUAGCUGAGAGUUAUGAGCGCAUUCACCGCAGUAAUUUGGUUGGAAUGGGGGUGAUCCCCCUUGAAUAUCUCCCUGGUGAGAAUGCAGACACCCUGGGACUCACAGGACGGGAACGAUACACUAUUGUCAUUCCAGAGAACCUCAAACCACAAAUGAAAGUCCAGGUUAAGCUGGAUACUGGAAAGACCUUCCAGGCUGUCAUGAGGUUCGACACUGAUGUGGAGCUUACUUAUUUCCACAACGGAGGCAUCCUCAACUACAUGAUACGCAAGAUGGCCAGGCAGGCCCUUGUUUCUUAGAAGAUCCGCACUAGGUGUUGCACCCCAUGGGAUCCCAGCCAGCUGGGGCCCUAGUGGAGAAACUUCCUUGCAGACAGCAAGUAAACACUGCAUUUUGGGUGCCAUUCCUGGAGGCACAAAGCCAAAAGUUUCUACAUUCUCUGUUAUUGUUAAUCUUUGAAUCUUUUUCUAGAAUUUGGACGCUGUAAUCAUGGGAAGAUCAGUAACGCAGAAAGAGAACCUGUCUUUAAAUCAGUGACAUUGAUUUGUUUUCACUCUUCCCUAUUAAUUUUCAGCUAAGCCCUAGCAAGUCUUCUCGGAAGAUGUCUCCUACCCUGUUUUCCCUCCUACCCUUCCCUUGCUCUUCUGUUUUCCUCUGAUCAGUGAAACCCUUCUCUUAAGGGUUCUGUUCCUUUGCAAUUUAUACCAGUGUUAAUUGGCAUAGGUAGGUAAGAACUUUUUCACCCUUCAAAUCAUGGUAGUGAUUGUGAUCCCCCUUCAGAGUGAGUAAUCCAGAUGCCUCAUGGUCAGGUCAAACGUUGAAUUUUUUGAUGAUGUACCUUUUGAUGGAUCCACAUAACAGUAAAAAUUUUUCUUUAUUAUGUUCAGAAAUUUUCCCCAGGAAACAUUUUAUCUGUCAAGGAGACUUUUGUUUGGAGAUGGAUUGGGAGACAUAGAACAUUUCUGAUUUGAAUAAGAUUAAAUAUAUUUUCAUGGAAAAUUUGUUGACUUUGAAAUCCAGUUUUACAAUAUUUAAAGCACUUUCAUCCUGAAGUCUGAAUGACUUUCAUGUUCUCCUAUUUCUAAACAUACCUCUGGACUGUGCAGAUACAGAAGAAGUGUUGAGGAACUACUACAUUUCCUGCCCUGUUUGGGAGCAGCAGAUGAAGGAAGAGUAGCCUGGUACCUGGUAGCAGUAGCAAGGAUGUUGAGAAUAGUGGGCAGAUUAGCUUUAGUGUUUAUUUGCUCAUUUGUAUCACUAAAUCCAUUUCAGGGCAUGUCUUAGUCUGCAUGGGCAGCCAUAACAAAAUACUACAGACUGAGUGACAAUCAGCAGAAAUUGAUAUUCUUGCAGUUCUGAAACCUGGGAAAUCAAGAUUCUACCUCCUUCAGUUUGUGGUGAGCAUUCUCUUGACCUUGUAGGUCAAGACUUAUAGGUGACUUUUCCUUGAUAUGCACCAGAAGAAGGAAAGGGAGAGGAUUGUCUUUCUGGUGUUUUAGAAGAACACUAAUUAUAUAGGAUAACAGUCCCAUCCUUAUGACCUCAUUUAAUAUUAAUUAAGUCUAAAUUAUUUUUCUUAAGAGUUGCUAUUUCCACACUACCAUUGGGGUUAGGGCUUCAACAUAUGAAUUUUGGGAGGACACAAACAUUCAGUUCAUGACAAGGUACCUUAUAGUUAAUCUUGUAAUAAGUUCACAUUUUAAUAUAAUGUUAGCAAUAUAGGAAAAGUAUUAGUGGUUCCACUGUAGUUAUCAGGGAGGUUAAAUAAUAAUUUACAAGUCUAAUAUAUAGAAGUGCCAAGAUUUCAAAGCUGAUUUUCUAAAUGGCUGACAGUUAACAUCUGGAAUGUAUGGGACUUCCAAAUCUUAGCAAUUUGUAGAUCAGGUGUAAAUUUCUUUAAUUCCCUCCCUGACUGUUCUCUUUCUCUCUCCCCCCUCUGGAAGCCAGCCUGCUGCCUCUUACCCUCUCAUGCUGUGGGCCUGCUCACCUGUGCCUUUGGGGUUCCCUAUCUCGUGAGAACCAGAGAGCUAAAGAGCUGAGCCUUGGCUCCAAUCCAGCCAGUGCUUCUGUUAUUGAUUAAAGUGGAAUGUGUUUUGAAUUUUUUUUCUUUGUUUUAAUUGACAAGUGAAAAUUAUGUUUAUUAUAUAUGUUUUAAAAAUGCAUAAACAUUGUAGAAUGGCUAAAUAGAGCUUAUUAACCUAUGUAUUGCCUUGCAUAUUUUUUGUAGUGAUAAUACUUAGUGAUUUCCAAGAAUAUAUUAACUAUGAUCACCAUGUUGUACAAUGGAGCUUUUGAACUUAUUCCUCCCAAAUGAAAUUUUGUAUCCUUUGA
Marmota monax (woodchuck) is the source of this 4893-nucleotide messenger RNA. It is a transcript of the gene Aco1, whose product is annotated as aconitase 1. Gene Ontology annotation, biological process: tricarboxylic acid cycle; citrate metabolic process. The transcript has 22 exons. The record is from RefSeq and is a predicted model, not a curated record. Bases 177 to 2861 code for a protein of 894 amino acids. NCBI's taxonomy places the organism in Eukaryota, Metazoa, Chordata, Mammalia, Rodentia, Sciuridae. Gene Ontology annotation, molecular function: aconitate hydratase activity; 3 iron, 4 sulfur cluster binding; 4 iron, 4 sulfur cluster binding. Gene Ontology annotation, cellular component: mitochondrion; cytosol.